Python bivittatus (Burmese python) is the source of this 2995-nucleotide messenger RNA. The record is from RefSeq and is a predicted model, not a curated record. Lineage: Eukaryota; Metazoa; Chordata; Lepidosauria; Squamata; Pythonidae.
GAAGAGCUGAAGGAGCAGGUUGGGGACAGAUCCUCCUGGAGAAGGUCUACCCAUAGGAGUCGAAAACGACCUGAUGGCACAUCGUCAAUUCGGAAAGGAAGCCGCCUGGGGUCCCCAAGGCUUUCGCAGGUCUCUGGGCGCAGCAGCCUUCCUCAGCGGUCCUCCCGCUCCCCCCUUUCGGCCAGGACAAGAGGCGCAAUCCAACGCAGCGCCAGGAGCACCCCUUUCAGACGCCUCGGCGCCCAGCCUCUGGACCUCAGAGAGGAACAUCUGUCUGAAGACUCAAGAACUUUACUUAUUGGUCAAAUGACAUCAGGGUGGCAACAUGGUGAGUUUGCUGAUUAACAGAAACUGCAUGGAAAGUUUGCGGAAGGACAUCACUGAUCUCCAAGGGACUGUCAUCAGCGUUUUCUCCCAUGCUGGAGCAGUGCGCUUUCCUUCCUGGAAAUUUCCAGAUAAAAUGUCCUGUGACCUGGACUUGGUGGCUUUGAUGGAAUAUUAUGACUUUGUCGAGAAUGACCCUGAAUUUACACAGCACUCCCAUGUGGUUCUUCUGGAACUAGUGAUUGACAGGCUUCUGCUGCUGCUCCAGAGCUUCACGGGAUACACCGAGGGCCUCAUCAGCAAGGAAGCUGUGCCCCCAUCCCGGGCGGUAGGACCUUCCAUGUCCGUUGGGCUGGCUGUAAGGAAGUCCUGGAACAGUAUGCUGAAGCUGGGGGCCCUUUAUCAGCAGCUGGCGGAUGAGAAACAGUACACCAAAGACAACGCUUCUAGUCUAAAAUGUUCCUUCCAGGCCACAAAAGCUGAGAAUGAGCGUGUAAAAAGUGGGUCUCCUGAGUCAGAUCUGACUUUGCGCAGCUUUCAAUCUUCCCCUUUAACCUAUUCGACUAGCAGCAGGCUGCUGGACCAUGCCCUCAGUGCCUGCUCUGAUCACAAGUCAGCUUAUGAUGCUCUUCUGCCUGCCCGGAGUGUCCACUCGCAGACAAUUGAGAGCUCUUUGGUGCCCUGCGAUGCAUGUGAAAGCACCCAGGUCAGCCUCCAGGAAGUGGGAAAGUCCAUUAUUGCCAUCUGCAACACCCUGAACAUCCCUUCUUCCCUGGGCAAGUUCCUCAGGUUAGUGCAGGAAAGCCUUGGUAGCAAGCUUCUCACAGCCACAGAUGUCAGCUACUGGGCCACCGAGCAGAGCAAGGACCUCUCCCGGAUCAACAAGCAUAUCCAGAUGGUGAUGGGACUCAUUAAUCCUUUGAAAGGAGAAUUGGAAGAGUCUGAGAAGCAAAAGGACGAGCUGAAGAAGCAGCUGGAGAACCUGGACAGUUGUCUGCAGAAGGAAAAAGAUGCCAAGAGGGAAGAGAUCAAGCUGGUCUUACAAAAAAAGGAGAGAGAGGGCCAGCAACUGGUGGCUGAGCUGCAGAGGGCGAAGGAGGACGUUGAAAAACGAGCUGUUUCUCUGGAGAAAAAUCUCUCGAACUUGAAAGAAAAGCUUCAGGCACAGGAAGCCACCAUCCAGGAACUGGAACAGGCCAGGAGUGAUCUGCAGCAGGAGAUGAAGUCCAAGAUGGUGGCCAAGAGCGAGGUGGAGAAACGGGAGGAGCAGCUGGAGAUCCUUACCAGCCAACUGCAGAGAGCGGAGCAGCAGCUGAACGGGACCGCUGUUGAGCUCAAUAAGGAAAGGGCCAGGGGGGAAAGCAUGCUCCAGCACAAAGAGUCCCUCCAGGCCAAGCAACGGACGCUAAUGCAGCAGCUGGAUAGUCUGGACCAAGAAUGCGAGCAGCUGAAGACCAGCCUGGCUGACGGGGAGGAUGACCGGCAGAUGAUGAGGGAGCGGUUGAAGGAGGUCCAGGAGGAAAAGUGGGAGAUCCAAGGCCGGCUGGAGGCCCAGAAGAAGCUUACUGAGAAACUGAAGCAGGAAAAGCUGAGCCUGGAGCAGUCCAUGUCUGAACUGAAGAGGACCAUCUCUGAAUUAGGAAAGCUGAUCCAUGAGAUGAAGGAGAAGGAGAAACUUUUGGUGUUCUUCCCAGAUCUUCAUGUCCCUGUCGAGACCCAGUUUGAAACCACCGGAGAUGUCACGGAAGACAUGGGGAAGCAGCUCCAGGCCAACAACAUCCGCAUCAGCAUCCUGGAGGAAGAGAACUCGCGCCUCCGAGGUGCUAUAACCAAAAUGAAAGAGUCAGCCCAGAAGGAGGCCCAGAAGUUUGUACUUCCAAUCCAGCUGUGGAUUCGGUCUGCCGAAAAAACUGGUCACCAAGACAGUGAGAUGCAUCCUCCUAUGGGAUACCCCGGAGGGACCAGCUUUCAGGGACAGGCUUCCAGGCCUCCGACCAACAGCAGCACCACGGGAAGCGCAGCCCGAAGCAGAUCUCGGAACAGUCCUGCCAUUUGCAAAGACGGUCCUGUCUCCCAUCGGACUUCCAGCAACAAGUUGCCAAAGCCGCCCUUGGGGGAUACUACACGGGAGGCAGCAUUCAAGUUUUCGUACAAGGAGGCAGGAGGCAACAGUUACUCCCGAGGAAAAGAGAGAGGCAGGAAUCCGCCCCCGCCAGGCUACUGUACCCGCAACCACCAAAAAUAAAGACCCUUCAGAGAAGCGCAUUCAGAAGGAUGCCAGGCGCAUCGCUGGGGCCUCAGAGGUGCAGUGCAGGGGUGUGGUAGCAGGGAAGCAAAAUGCUGGAUGACCCCAUGGGAGAAACAGGCUUGGAAACCUCCCGCUGUCCCCGUCAUUGACUGAACAUAGUUAUAAACUUUGUGAUGGGAACUCCUCUGGCUGGCCUUCCCUCUUUACUAGGUUGCAGGGCAAGGAGUGGACAGCGGAGGUCUGGAUCAGGGCCUUUGUCAUCUAGCACGAGUCUUCCCUCGCUUUCUUUGCAGCAUAAAGCCUUCACGGCCCGCCCUUAAAAAACAGCCACCCCACAUUGGAAGUUGGGUUUAACAAAAUAUACACGCUUUCCUUUUGUAUUUGUGUUCGAGAUUAUAACUGUCCAGAAAAAAGGCUGACAGA